UACGCAUGAAAUUCAUCGUAAACAGAAUGCAUAUCAGUGCACAUAUAUUAACAUUCUUGUUUUUAAUAUCUGCAUUUGUUGCAGUGAGAACUCGCAAUAUACCACCGUUUCUAAAGAUAUGCCACCGCAAUGAUCCAAAUCUGAACGAAUGCAUAAAGCAAAGUAUCAACUCGUUAAAGCCUUAUCUGAAAACGGGCAUUCCAGCAUUACAAAUACCAUCUUGUGAGCCACUUCACGUACCACAGAUUAAAAUUAACGAGUCAGUCGGUCCAAUUUCCAUCAAAUCGAUAUAUACCGACAUCGAGGUUCAAGGAGGAACGAGUUUUAUUUUAAAGAGCGUCAAAAUCGAUAUCGAUAAUAAUCGCAUUAGAUUAAAACUGUAUCUUCCACGUCUUGAGAUGAACGCACGCUACAAUAUAGAAGGAAAAAUUUUGAUGAUGCCUAUAAAUGGAACUGGAUUGGCGCGCGGCAAUUUUACAAAUAUUGAUGUCAUAGCUAUCAUCCAAGGCGAACAUUAUCAAUCUCGAAGAACUGAUGAGACUCAUUAUCGCGUUACUGACUUCUACGUAGAUCUUGACGUUGGACAGGCCAACAUCCAUCUAGAUAAUUUAUUCAACGGCGAUGAUACUUUAUCUAAUGCUAUGAACCUCUUUUUAAAUGACAACUGGAAAAUUGUAGCGGCCGAAAUUAAGCCAGCUCUUAAAAAUACUAUUUCGGAAAUUUUUAAGACAUUUUCAAAUAAGUUUUACUCAAAAUUUCCAUUGGAUAUAUUGCUGCCUCCUUAAAUACAUUACAUUCAUUCUUCAUAAA
Molecule: messenger RNA, 810 nt
Organism: Acromyrmex echinatior (Panamanian leafcutter ant)
Lineage: Eukaryota; Metazoa; Arthropoda; Insecta; Hymenoptera; Formicidae
Product: protein takeout
Biological process (GO): multicellular organismal reproductive process
Source: RefSeq, a predicted model, not a curated record